This is a messenger RNA of Plasmodium cynomolgi strain B, 477 nucleotides long. RefSeq lists its product as hypothetical. NCBI's taxonomy places the organism in Eukaryota, Apicomplexa, Aconoidasida, Haemosporida, Plasmodiidae. The transcript has 2 exons. The record is from RefSeq and is a predicted model, not a curated record. The coding region runs from base 1 to 477 and encodes 158 amino acids.
AUGUCACUUCGUUGUCCAGAGUUAAAUGAGAUAGAUAGUACAAAUAAUAUAUUCGAUCCUAGGUGUGCUACUAUGGUCUUUAAAACAUAUCCACGUGAAUUUAAUAAUAUAAAGGAAGAAAUUUUAAAUCAUAUUAACAAAAUUAAUGAUCCCAUAUUAAAAUACAUUUCUUUUUACUUUGUACAAUAUUAUAUAGAUGGAUAUAAAUAUUACGAAAAAAGUAAACACCUUCAUACAGACGCAGCUUGCCAAUAUCUAAAACAUUGGUUAGAAGAAAAAAAAGAUUUAUUCACGUAUGGUGGGAAGUGUACUAAAAACUUAACGUUGUGGGAAAGUAAUAUUGAAAAACUGUGGGAUAUGUUAGAAGUUGAAGAAUACCAUAUUUUAAAAGAUAAUGUAGAAGUUAAGUCAUGGUGCAAAAAAAUUCCUGGCUUGUCUAAAUUAACAAAAUUUCCUACUGGAGUGGACUUUUCCUAA